Messenger RNA from Papilio xuthus (Asian swallowtail), 3855 nucleotides. RefSeq names its product Trehalose-6-phosphate synthase 1 (gene Tps1). Gene Ontology annotation, cellular component: cytosol. The coding region runs from base 1 to 2481 and encodes 826 amino acids. The record is from RefSeq and is a predicted model, not a curated record. Gene Ontology annotation, biological process: trehalose biosynthetic process. The transcript is spliced from 11 exons. Lineage: Eukaryota; Metazoa; Arthropoda; Insecta; Lepidoptera; Papilionidae. Gene Ontology annotation, molecular function: trehalose-phosphatase activity; alpha,alpha-trehalose-phosphate synthase (UDP-forming) activity.
AUGAGUGUAACCAGUAAUUGUGUCAGUCGCUCGACGUGCAACAGCAAGGGUAGUAUGAUUGUUGUUUCGAAUCGCCUGCCCUUUGUGUUAAAAAGAAAUGAGAAAACCGGUGAAUUAGAGAGAAAAGCCAGCGCCGGCGGUCUUGUGACCGCUGUGGCGCCGGUUGUGAUCCGCGGGAAAGGCAUAUGGGUGGGCUGGCCGGGCAUCCAUCUUGACAACCCCAACGAGAAGAUACCGGAGUCCGAUCCUAAUGACAAGACGCCCACCGCUGGAUUGCUGUCCAGUAAGAUCGUUGCCAUCCAUGCGGAGCCAAAACUCUUUGACAGCUACUACAAUGGAUGCUGCAAUGGCACGUUCUGGCCGCUGUUCCAUUCGAUGCCGGAUCGUGCGACGUUCAUCGGUGAUAACUGGAAGGCGUACAUCAAGAUCAACGAGGAAUUCGCGGACAAGACGGUGCAUGCGCUACAUCUGCUGCAGCAGGAGAGCAAGGACAAGCCCUGCUCGCCCCCCAUCGUCUGGGUGCAUGACUACCACCUCAUGCUUGCCGCUAACUGGAUUAGACAGCGCGUCGAAGAAGAUGAAUUAAAAUGCAAGCUUGCCUUCUUCCUCCACAUACCAUUCCCGCCGUGGGACAUAUUCCGUCUGUUCCCUUGGUCCGACGAGGUCUUGCAAGGCAUACUAGGAUGCGACAUGGUCGGUUUUCACAUAACCGACUACUGCUUAAACUUCAUUGACUGUUGCCAACGAAACUUGGGUUGUCGUGUGGACAGAAAGAACCUGCUGGUCGAGCUCGGCGGACGGACCAUCUGCGUGAGGCCGCUGCCCAUCGGCGUGCCCUUCGACAGGUUCGUUCAACUGGCCCAGAACGCCAAGCCCGUCCUGUCCACCAGUCAGAAAGUCAUCCUCGGAGUCGACAGACUGGAUUACACCAAGGGUCUGGUUCAUCGGCUGAAAGCAUUUGAACGACUGCUGGAGAAACAUCCGGAACACAUCGAGAAGGUCGUCCUGCUUCAAAUCUCGGUGCCGUCGAGAACCGACGUCAAGGAGUACCAGGAUCUCAAGGAGGAGAUGGAUCAAUUAGUCGGCAGGAUUAAUGGAAGAUUCACCACUCCCAAUUGGUCUCCGAUCAGGUAUAUCUACGGAUGCGUGGGUCAGGACGAGCUGGCGGCGUUCUACCGAGACGCGGCGGUGGCGCUGGUGACUCCGCUGCGCGAUGGCAUGAACCUGGUGGCGAAGGAGUUCGUGGCGUGUCAGAUCAACAAGCCGCCCGGCGUGCUCAUCGUGUCGCCGUUCGCGGGCGCCGGCGAAAUGAUGCAUGAGGCGCUCAUCUGCAACCCUUACGAGCUGGACGAUGCCGCUGAAGUCAUACACAGAGCGCUAAUAAUGCCGGAGGAUGAGCGGAUAGUUCGCAUGAACCACUUGCGGCGGCGCGAGCAGCUGAACGACGUGGACUCGUGGAUGAAGAACUUCCUCAAGGCCAUGGAUUCACUGGAGGAGGAGGCCGACGACAUCGGCGCUACCUCCAUGCAGCCCGUCACCAUCGACGACUUCGACGAGUAUCUCUCCAAAUACAUCGGGUACACGCAGAAGCUGGCGCUGCUGCUGGACUACGACGGCACGCUGGCGCCUAUCGCACCCCACCCCGACCUCGCCACGCUGCCGCUGGAGACCAAGCACACGCUGCAGCGCCUCUCAAACAUGUCCGACGUCUACAUCGCCAUCAUCUCCGGACGUAACGUCAACAACGUCAAGGAUAUGGUGGGGAUAGAAGGGAUAACGUACGCCGGUAACCACGGCCUCGAGAUUCUGCAUCCCGACGGCAGCAAGUUUGUUCAUCCUAUGCCCAUGGAGCUGCAGGACAAAGUGGUCGAACUGCUCAAGUCGCUGCAAGAACAGGUGUGCAAGGACGGUGCGUGGGUGGAGAACAAGGGGGCGCUGCUGACGUUCCACUUCCGCGAGACUCCGGCUGCGAAGCGCGCGGCGCUCGCCGAGCAAGCGCGCCGGCUCAUCACCGCGGCCGGGUUCACGCCCGCGCCCGCACACUGCGCGCUCGAGGCCCGCCCCCCCGUGCAGUGGAACAAGGGGCGCGCCUCUAUCUACAUUCUGAGAACGGCCUUCGGAUUGGAUUGGAGCGAGAGGAUCAGGAUUAUCUACGCCGGCGAUGACGUCACCGACGAAGACGCUAUGCUGGCACUGAAAGGUAUGGCUGCGACGUUCCGUAUUGCGUCAUCGCACAUAACGAAGACCUCGGCGGAGCGGCGGCUGUCGUCCACGGACUCUGUGCUCGCGAUGCUUAAAUGGGUCGAGCGGCACUUCUCGCGCCGCAAGCCGCGCGCCAACUCCCUUACCUAUAAGAGUGCGAGGAAAGCCCGCGAUACUAUACAGAUGCACAUGUCCUACCAACCCCCGACCAAAACCUCCCCCAAGCCCUCCCCGCCGAGAACACCCGACAAAGCAUCCAGCGGCUCCGAGUCCAGUUAGACUCACUGGUUCAAUGGCGGAAUGAGCGUUUACUAAAAAACAACGUUUGUCUAUGCUCCCCGCUAGUUGGCGCCAUUUUCGUUCCUGUCAAACAUUGACUGUUUGCUUUCGGUGUUUAGAUUUAGACUGGUAUCGACUGAGAAUGUUUAUUUUUAAGCAAUUUAUGAUCACAUUUUAUUUUUUAUGUCAGGUCGUAGCAAACUAUUGAAUCAUAAAUAUUUAACCUACGAACUAAACCUCUCCUUUUUCAUUCCUAUUAAAAAUGUAGCAUUAGAUUAAAACUAUGAUAAAUUACAAUUUAUUAAUUUAUUCUUUGGCGCAAGAGCUACGACCAACCAAAGGAGUUGUAGAUCUUAGAAGCAAAACUUGUUCUCACGCACACUUUUGUCAAUUUUAAUUUAUUACUAGACAUUUUGACUACCUGAAAAAUGAUGUUUUCUUCAAACAAUUUUAUAAAUAUAUUUCUUUGCUACAUUGAUAUUACCUUUUAUAUAGACCCUAUAGGUUAUAUUUAUGAAAUCUUUUAAAUUAAAGAAACCAAAUAUGUCGUCAAUUAAGUCAAGUAUGUGAAAUACCUUUUUUUAAAUCAAAAACUUACCAAAUUGAUCCCUAGGAUAUGGACAUUUAUUCACAAGUAUUUGGAAUACUGUGAGUGAGAUAAAUAUAAUUUUGAACACUCAUAAAAUAAUUAUUAUCAAUAUUUGGAAGGGUCUAUUAUACAUGUAUACUUCUUGUUUACUGUUUUAUAUCCACUAUUUAUAUGAACUUUGUCAUUUAUUGUCAAAAUUGUCCAUUCUUUCAUUCUUAACUACUUUUGAGGUAUAUACUGUCAAAAAAUAAACUGGUUAAAAGUUAAAUUUAAAUGAUAAAUGUGCAUUUCCAUUGAUUGUUAGUAUUUUACAAAAUAAACAUAGGUUGCUAUAGUUUUCGAGAUUUGUAAUAUACUCAUAAAAUGCUUUUUCUCGAGUUUAAUUUGUUCUAAACAAUAUGUAUGUUAUUAGGAUUAUAAUUUUAUUUAUGUGAUAUGUAGUGAUCUUUUUUAAUUUAUGUAAGAACUCUGUACAGAUUAAAAAUAAUUAGUUCCCAAUAUGUUUAAUUCGAUACCAAAAAAUAAAAUUAAAAUUCCAAAGUAGAUUAACAAAUGUAUAUUCUAUUUGUUGUGACUUUUGAUUUGUAUUCACAAUAAUUCAAUUUAAUAGUCUGUGAAAAGAUCGCACGAUACGAUUGUCUAUGGUUCUCGUUCUGGUCCACAGCUCGGCCAUUGUCACAUCUCAUCCCAAAAUGUACUGAAAGUCUCGAAUUUUCAUAAGCUAUGUAUUUUUAGACACAUAUAUGUUUUUGUAAGGUAUUCAAUAAAAUACUACAGACAGUAAA